Molecule: messenger RNA, 1356 nt
Organism: Corylus avellana
Lineage: Eukaryota; Viridiplantae; Streptophyta; Magnoliopsida; Fagales; Betulaceae
Source: RefSeq, a predicted model, not a curated record
AUGAAUGAACCUGGAACAUCAGGUGCAAACGUUGGGUUCACACAUUGGGAAGAUAGUCUCGAUCCAUUUCCUGAUUUAGAGUCAGAGAGCUCAGAGUCUGGGGAUGAUGAUGACAUUAAUACGGAUCCACAACUUAUGGAAGAGUUGGAGGUGCUGCUAAUCCGCAUGUUGGAACUGGUGGAAGAAUACUACAAACAGUUAGCGCACCCAGAGGUAGUUCGGGUAGCAAGCAAACGACAAAGGGAUUCAAAGUUAACUGGCCCUAUGUGGGUACACUGGGUCCUUACACAUCCAAACCAAACUACAUGCUACGAGCGAUUUCGGAUGUCGCCACGGACAUUCUUAAACUUGUGCAAUACUUUGAAAAUGAAUGGUUUUCUACGAAGUAGUCGUUACGUGAAGAUAACAGAGCAAGUAGCUACAUUUUGUUUAGUUAUGGCACAUGCCCACAAGCAAAGGGACGUAGCUGAUAGGUUACAACGCUCGUUGGAAACAAUAAGCAAGUAUGUUAAUGCAGUUGCGAUCGCGAUGUGCUACCUUGGGAAAACAAUCAUACAACCACUUCCAAUGCAGGUGCCUCACCCAUACAUCAUGAAAAAUAGCAUGUACUACCCGUGGUUCGCGGAUUGCAUUGGGGCGAUUGAUGGCACUCACGUAAAAGCGAAACUGCGAGGUGGCAACAAUGUGCCAUAUCGGGGGCGAAAGUCAAGCAUAAAACAGAAUGUCAUGUGCGUAGUGGACUUCAACCUAUGCUUCACAUACGUCUAUGCCGGUUGGGAGGGUAGUGCACAUGACUCGCGGGUUUUCUUCGAGUGUAUCAACGACCCCAACGUCCGCUUUCCCACCCCAGUCGGAGAUUAUAAUUACUUGGUGGACUCUGGAUACGGUUGCUUCAAGGGGUUUCUGCCCCCACACCGGAAUAACAUAUACCAUCAGGAAGCCUUUCGUAAAUCAGGGAUCAAACCGAGGAAUGCAAUGGAAUUAUUUAACUAUAGGCACUCCUCCCUUCGGUCAAUUGUUGAAAGAACAUUCGGUAUAUGGAAGGCUCGAUUUAAUAUAUUCGAAGAUAUGCCCCCCUAUCCGAUUGAGAACCAACGACUGUUCGUGGUAGCAUGUUGCGCAGUUCACAACUUUAUUCGCAGAUUUGAAGGUCAAACUGAUCCACUAUUUAAGGAAGCGCUACAACAGAUGUACGGACAAGACUGGGUUGAUGUGUCAUUGCGUAAUAAUAUGCCAAGGACUCAGUACGUAGAGCUAGGAUUACGGCCAGACCAAACGAAGGCAAGCAAAGAAUACAUGAGUGCGUACCGGGCCGCAGUGGCGGAGCACAUGUGGAGUACAGUUCAUGGUGGAUAG